This is a messenger RNA of Salvelinus namaycush (lake trout), 2424 nucleotides long. It is a transcript of the gene d2hgdh, whose product is annotated as D-2-hydroxyglutarate dehydrogenase. Gene Ontology annotation, cellular component: mitochondrion. The transcript has 10 exons. Gene Ontology annotation, molecular function: FAD binding; catalytic activity. The record is from RefSeq and is a predicted model, not a curated record. The coding region runs from base 427 to 2049 and encodes 540 amino acids. Lineage: Eukaryota; Metazoa; Chordata; Actinopteri; Salmoniformes; Salmonidae.
CGUACUAGGUUCCUAGCUAGCUGUCCUGGAUGUAAACAAUUGAUUGACCACAACAAUCUUGACGUUGUAGUUUAAUCUGCCCUUGAACUUUGUGACAGAUAGCUAUAUUUGCGACAUUAUACGACAUUAAUAGAGACACUUGCAUCCAACAACGUUCCCAGAUUGGUUGGUAGCAAACGUUAUACGAAGUAACGUUAGCUAGCUAUUGCCACAUCUUGUAUUUUUCAGUGGUUGACGUGUAACGUUAGUUGCUAACUAGUUAGCAAAUAAUAGCCCAUGUCAUAACAAGUCUGAUCUAAAGUUGCAGUGCUGUUGCUUUCAAGGAAAACGUCGUUCAUCUAAUGAGAAUGGUGCACAUUCUAAGAAGCUAAGAAAAGCACAAACACGACUGAACUACAGUGACAGGCAUCCGCUCUCGUCCCAGCCAUGGCUGGUCUCCUCCACAGAAGGUUGCGUCUGAGAACUGCUCUUAGGUGGAUGAGUCCCCUCAGCACUGCCUCACCUCCAGCCGUAGUCAGAACUUUACCCCCAGGUUUCAGCAGCAGCCUGCUCCAGACACCCAGGCCUGGGUCUUGUGGCGUCCGCUGUCGGGAGCUCCAUGCUGGGGAAGAGAGACCCACCCCGUCACCCACAGCUGCCCCAGAGAGGAGGCCUUUCUCCAGGGUAACUCCAGAGGACCUGGCCUUCUUCAGCAAGAUAAUACCAGGCAGGACCAUCACUGACCCAGAUAUACUGGAGGCCUGUAAUGUGGACUGGCUCAAGUCAGUGAGAGGUUUCAGUGAGGUUCUGCUGAGGCCCCAGACUACAGAGGAAGUUUCUCAGAUCCUUGGGUACUGUAACAGUCGUAACCUGGCAGUGAGUCCUCAGGGUGGUAACACAGGGCUGGUUGGAGGCAGUGUUCCUGUCUAUGAUGAGAUCAUCCUCUCUACCGUUCUCAUGAACAAUGUCAUCAACUUCGACUCUGUCUCCGGUAUUCUGUCGUGCCAAGCAGGUUGUGUUUUGGAGAGCCUGUCUCUUUACCUAGAGGACAGGGACUACAUCAUGCCUCUGGACCUGGGGGCAAAGGGAAGCUGCCAUAUAGGAGGCAACGUAGCCACUAACGCUGGAGGACUGAGGCUGCUACGCUACGGAUCCCUACGAGGGACAGUAUUAGGACUAGAGGUGGUGCUAGCAGACGGGAGGGUCCUGGACUGCCUAGCCACCCUGAGGAAGGACAACACAGGAUAUGACCUCAAACAGCUGUUCAUCGGGUCAGAGGGCACGCUGGGGGUCAUCACCGCCGUAACCAUCCUGUGUCCACGGAAACCUAAAGCCGUCAACGUGGCCUUCCUGGGCUGUGAGAGUUUUGAGCAGCUGCUGCAGACCUUCCAGCGGUGUAGAGGCAUGCUGGGAGAGAUCCUCUCAGCCUUUGAGUUCCUGGACAGAGAGUGUAUGAGACUACUGAACACACACCUGAAACUGGCGAACCCUAUCACAGACUGUCCGUUCUACAUCAUCAUAGAAACGUCCGGGUCUAACCCCACCCACGAUGAGGAGAAGUUGCACCAGUUUCUGGAGGAGGCCAUGACAUCAUCCCAGGUUAUCGACGGGACCGUAGCAACGGAGGAGGCCAAAAUCAAGGCUCUCUGGUCACUGCGUGAGCGGGUAACAGAGGCUUUAACUCAUGAUGGUUUCACAUAUAAAUACGACAUCUCACUUCCUGUGGAACGGAUCUACCAGCUGGUCACAGAUAUGAGAGAACACCUGGGAAACAGGGCCAAAAGUGUGGUGGGAUACGGACACGUUGGUGAUGGUAACCUCCACCUGAACAUCACCUCUCCUACCAAAGACCCCAACCUCCUGGCGUCCAUCGAACCCUUUGUCUAUGAGUGGACGGCCCGUUUCCAGGGCAGCAUCAGCGCAGAGCACGGCCUGGGCCUGAAGAAGAGGAACUAUAUUUACUACAGUAAAGCCAGCCUGGCUGUCGCUCUGAUGGGGAACAUUAAGACCAUGUUAGACCCCAAAGGCAUUCUCAACCCUUAUAAGACCCUGCCGGACGACCUGCAAUGACCAUAUUGCUCCUUACCUGAUUAACUUAAUAACUUAAACACCUGACCUGACCUUGACUCAACUCUCAUAAGACACUACCAGUUGACCUUUCACCUUUCACCCUGCACGACCAUACCCGAUGAAAUCAAUUAACCCUGACCCAAACCCCCCUCCAGACUACAGACUCAGACCACCUCCACUGCUGACUCCAGAGCCCAGAUCCACAAAACCUUCUUAACAAGAAAUGUCUUACUUGUUUUGCAUAAGAAGUGUUUUGUGAAUCUGGGCCCAGGUCUCUGGUAGGGUGUUAUUGUUGUGUAAAGAUACUAUAAGGCUUGUCUAGGUUAGGAUUCAAUCUGAUCGCGCUUUGUCGGCUACCAGGAGACAGGCCAGUAC